AUGGAUAGAGAAAGAAUAUUUAAUUAAAAAAUAAUUCUAACUUACCAACAUAAUCAAAUAAAACUAAAAGACAAUUGGAUUAACAAACUUAAUACAUUAAAUUUAUUUAUUUUUAUUAAAUUAGAAAGUUUAAGACUUAAAGAAGCUACAUUAAUUUGUAUUUAAUUAGUGUUUCCAUCAACAAAAGUGUAAAACUUGCUUAGAAUAAAGAAUUUUUAAUUAUAAAUAAUAAAUUAUAACAUAGCAUUCCUAAUUUAAUGA
Paramecium sonneborni is the source of this 261-nucleotide messenger RNA. The record is from the annotation of a GenBank genome assembly. Lineage: Eukaryota; Ciliophora; Oligohymenophorea; Peniculida; Parameciidae.